This is a messenger RNA of Drosophila teissieri, 941 nucleotides long. RefSeq names its product augmin complex subunit msd5 (gene msd5). NCBI's taxonomy places the organism in Eukaryota, Metazoa, Arthropoda, Insecta, Diptera, Drosophilidae. The record is from RefSeq and is a predicted model, not a curated record. The transcript has a single exon. The coding region runs from base 48 to 809 and encodes 253 amino acids.
CAUUCAAAUGAAGUUAUCAAAGGAAAAGGGAAGCGUAAACAAUAAAAAUGGAAACUAAUGUAGAUUUUAGCAAAAUUUCCUCCAAGUUGUACAGAAAAUACGCACAACAUGUAAGGAACCUAAAGGACGUGUGCGUGUCCAAGACGGUGAUGAAACCGGGGGCCUUCUUCGACAGCCUGCAGCAGAUGAUGGAUGAGGAGGCGGCCGCCACUACGCCCCCGAGGGAUCUGACCUCGGUAGCCGACUAUGCGGAGCUCUUUAAGACCUUGGAUGAGUACCCGGCCAACCUGCAGAAGAUGCCCAAGAAGAAGGAGCUACAACGCACCAACUCGACGCUUCUGCGAGGAGCAGACGAGUCGGUGGCCAUGGGCAUCAACACCUCGAACGUUUCUCUCAGUCUAACGCGUCUAGAGGAGCAGCGCAGUGCCGUAGACGUGUACAAUGACUUUAAGGGGUUCCAGCGGAAGCUGGCCAAGAUCUACGACGAGGCAGCAGCACUGGACACCACAGAAUCCAUUUACAAGCAGAAGCUGAUACAGCUCCAUGGGUUCGCGCAGCAGCUGGAAAAGCUCAUGCCAACUGGCGGAGAGUCUCCGCAGGAUGCUUUUACACUUGAGCAUCAGGAGAAGCUUGUGGCCAUCGCCGCCAGCAUGGAGCAGCUCAACUACAUGCGCUCCAACAGCCUCCACCUGCCGGAUCCCAAUGAGAUACUGGCCAGCGGGAGUCUGGCCGCCCGCCUGGAGAUGUUCGUAGAGGUGCUUACCUACACCCUCCUCCAAGUCAGCAGCUACAACAUGGCGCUGAUUUGAUGAUCUCGCAUAAAGAACUUUACAUACAAAUCAAAUUUUAUUUAUUUUAAAUGUUAAAAGGUAUGAUAAUAAAUGCUUUUAAAGGAUGAGCUAGGGGGAAUCCUCGCUGGCAUACUGCUCCUCCUGUGAACU